AUGUAAUUGAUUUUCAUUCAAUAUUGUCCGAUCAAGAACUAUCUUAUCUAUGAAAGCAAGGAUGGUUACUUAAGUGUCUUUGAAAUUGAAGAAUAAGAAAAAUAAUAAAAGAAAUAAUCAAUUUUUUUUACACAAAAUAGUUAGUAGUACUUAUUUCUUUCGACUCAAAAGAAGUAUUCGUAGGCUUUGAAAAUUAUGUUGUAAUUUUAGGAUCAACUUAUAUGUCUUAUAUUUACUUGAAACUCAUAAUUAAGAAAUCACUAAAAUAUAAUUAUUUGAUUCUAAAGGAGUCUUCAUUCGUAGUAAUAAAGACAAUGCAGUUAAAUUUUGGUAAUUUUAAUACUUCCCACAUAUUCUAUUAAAUAUUUCAAUCCUUCUUUUUCAAAAAGAGCCAGUUGUAGAACAUAAGGUUAUCAGAUAACAAGAUGAUGAACAAAACAAAUAUUGA
Molecule: messenger RNA, 448 nt
Organism: Paramecium sonneborni
Lineage: Eukaryota; Ciliophora; Oligohymenophorea; Peniculida; Parameciidae
Source: the annotation of a GenBank genome assembly